This is a messenger RNA of Perkinsus marinus ATCC 50983, 555 nucleotides long. Its product is annotated as Protein BIM1, putative. Gene Ontology annotation, molecular function: microtubule plus-end binding. The transcript is spliced from 5 exons. Gene Ontology annotation, cellular component: microtubule plus-end; cytoplasmic microtubule; microtubule organizing center. Lineage: Eukaryota; Perkinsozoa; Perkinsida; Perkinsidae. The record is from RefSeq and is a predicted model, not a curated record. Bases 1 to 555 code for a protein of 184 amino acids. Gene Ontology annotation, biological process: protein localization to microtubule plus-end; regulation of microtubule polymerization or depolymerization; spindle assembly.
AUGGACCCUGCUUACUCCUUGUCGAAGUCUCAGCUGCUGGAGUGGGUGAACACCUUAUUGCAGACUUCCCUUACCAAGGUCGAACAGUGUGCUUCGGGAGCAGUGUAUUGUCAGAUUAUCGACUCGGUCUUCCCGGGACGUGUACCGUUGAAGAAAGUGAACUGGAUGGCUAAGGUGGACUAUGAGUAUGUUCAUAAUUAUAAGAUAUUACAGAGAGCCUUUGAUCAAUGCAAUAUAGCUAAGCAUAUUGAUGUUGAUAAGCUAUGCAAGGGUAAGUUCCAGGACAACCUAGAGUUCUUGCAGUGGAUGAAGGCAUUCUACGACGGAGCUGUGUCGGCUGACAUCGCCAUGAGCUAUGAUCCCGUAGGGAGGCGACAGGGGUGUCAGUUGCCCCCUUGGGCAGCUAAUGCGGCCCCUCCUAGCCUCGUUAAUAAGGAAAACUAUGCUUGCAGGAAUGGAGGGCUGCUCGUCCGGAUAUCGAGGCCACGGCAGAAGGCUCAGGAGAUAACCGUUGGCGACUACGCCAAGUCCCAGGGUCGCAACUCGGUGGUUUAA